AUGGCAUCUUCAGCAAGCCCAUCAUCAGCACAGCCUGUGGAAAGGGAGCUGCAAGCCGCCAUUGCAGAGAUUCCAGCCUCUGCAAGCUCGCUGCUAGCUGCCGCGCAGGAGUCGGCGCGUGCCCAGGCAGCGCUUAAGGCAACACAGGAUGACAGCGCCAGAACAGCUGCCAAGACUGUGCUCGCCGUGGCAGCACAGCCCGCUCAGGACAGCGAGGUGGCCGAUGCUGCCAGGGCACCAGCAGGGGAGGCAGGCACUCAGCUGGAGGCUCUGCCAGUCCUCGAAGCCAAGGAGAUUGAGGAGGCAACCCUUGCAGGUGCGCGCGAGAUGACAGCGGCUCCAUUGGCGGCCCCUGUUGCUGCCGCAGCAGUCUCGGCUGCACCAGCCGUGCCCGUGGCAAAGGCUCCUGAGACUCCUGCUCAGCCCGCUACUCUGCAGCAGCGCGGAGAGGCCAUCUUCGACUUGGCGGCGGAGACGGCACGGCGGAUGCAGGUGCAGUACGAGGCCAAGGUGGCGGCCAUCAAGGCCGAGGGCGAACGCCGCAAAGAAGAGGAGCUGCGCCGCCGCCAGCAGCGCUACGCAACCAUUGACCGCCUGCAGGCAGCCGCUGCCAACCAGGCAAAAUUGCCUGCCGACACCUUUCAGGAGAGUUCACAGGGCCCUCUGGCACGGCUGAUGGGCCUGUUGUUUGCGCUGUGGGCGUGGCUGAAGGAGCGCUUUGGCAGCCUCUUCACCCACACCAGCAACAGCAGCAGCGCUGCCAGCGCCUGA
Messenger RNA from Coccomyxa subellipsoidea C-169, 771 nucleotides. RefSeq lists its product as hypothetical. The transcript is spliced from 5 exons. The coding region runs from base 1 to 771 and encodes 256 amino acids. The record is from RefSeq and is a predicted model, not a curated record. NCBI's taxonomy places the organism in Eukaryota, Viridiplantae, Chlorophyta, Trebouxiophyceae, Coccomyxaceae.